Microsporum canis CBS 113480 is the source of this 3837-nucleotide messenger RNA. RefSeq names its product ankyrin repeat protein. Bases 1 to 3837 code for a protein of 1278 amino acids. Lineage: Eukaryota; Fungi; Ascomycota; Eurotiomycetes; Onygenales; Arthrodermataceae. Gene Ontology annotation, molecular function: protein binding. The record is from RefSeq and is a predicted model, not a curated record. The transcript has 7 exons.
AUGGCAGACAAGAUGGUUGAGAAUCGAGAGUAUACAGAUGCCUCUACACCGCCGGGUGAGCAUGAGCAAGUAUGCUCAGAGGUUUGGAUUGACUUGAGAAAAAGCACCAGAGAGGCCUUUACUGAAACCAUGCCGAAGACACGCGCAAGGAAUACUGUUUCUGAAUGGGAACAGCACCGGGAGGAACUUAGGGAGCUGUACAAGAAUAAUACCGCGGGGGAGAUAGCGGAUUAUAUGAAAGGAGAGCGCCGUUUCUGUAAAACGGAGCCUGAAUACCGUCAUCAUUUCUCACAAUGGGGUUUCAAAAAGUCCACGGCAAAAGAACGGUGGGAAUAUGCGUUUUGCAUGACACGGAAACGGAAGCGAGAAGGAAAGGAAGAGACCGCUACGUAUAGCCGCGGGAAACGGGUUUCUGAGGAAACGUUCAAGAAGGAGGUGGCUCGUAAUGUUUCUCUCAGCUAUCAGCAUACGUGUCUGGAGGUUCCGCCAACCCCCGAUGGAAUCAAAGUUUGCACUCCAGUGGAUACCAACGACUACUGUGAUCCAGGCCCUCAGAGCCCAGGCUGUAUCCAGGCUGACGCAGCUAUUGAUACUGGUAUUUCUCUGCAUCUGAAUGAUCUCCCUUGCUUUCAGUUUCAGAAUGACCAGCUGAGCCUUUUUGGAGCUCAAAAUACAAGAGAGCUAGAUAUCAGCUCUUCUGAUACUAGCUUUCAAACACCUUUUGAUACCUUUCUAAAUCUGAUUGAGACUCUGGGAGAUCCGUCUGCUUUUGAUUUUAACUAUACACUGCCUCAAAGUGCAAUCGUGUACCAGCAAUAUUACUCCACGGCCCAAGAUAUACCACAUAACAGUCAAGACAAUGCGAUUGUUGGAUCCGUGCCCAAAGAGCUACUUCACGAGGCAAGAAAAAUGCUUUCUGAAUGUCUACAAGAACGCGGACACACGCUUGAUUUUCCAGCGGGAGAUGACAUUGGCGAUAUUACGCGAUCCCUGGAACCUGUCAUGAUUGAACAGCGCGACGGUGAUCUGGCAAGAGGCACCAAAAAGCUCUUUGGACACUCAAAGUCAAAUGCUUUACUCCAAUUCUUUCAGUUCUGCGUCUAUCUUUCUUCCAAUAAUCUCCUGACAGACUAUAGAACAGAGAAAUUGCUUCGAUGGCUGACUAAAAAUGGCUUUCGCUACUUGUUAAAGGACGUCCUUCGGUCCAAAUCUACCACCGCCCAGGUUUUUGCCUCCAACUUGUUACGAAUCGCGAUGAGGCAGGGGGAUAUAGAAACAUCGAAGAUUCUGAUUGAUGCUGGAACGGAAACCGAUGUACCGAGCGGUAUGACAAUCAGGAGUACUGCCCUUCAGGAAGCUCUUGACGUGGAAGGGCCCAAUUGCAUUCCACUAGUUAGGAUGCUCCUAGACGCAGGGGCAAAUCCAAAUACAGGUGGAGAGGGGAGAACGCCUCUUUGUAGCGUGUUUGGCUAUUGGAAACCUCACACCCUGGAACUUGUGCGGAUGCUCCUUAAAGCGGGGGCAAAACCAGACCCACAGUUAGCUGCGACCAAAAAGACACCACUACAACUUGCGGUACGGCAGAGCCGACCCGACGUUGUACAGCUCCUGUUAGAUGCAAAGGUAAACCCAAACAGGGCUGCAUUAGGAUGCCUCACUCCGUUACAACUUGCGUGCAAGCACAAAAACGCGGAAAUUGUUGAUAUGCUGCUUGGCGCUGGGGCCGACGUCAAUGCUACCCACACACCGCACAGGGACUCCGAUGACCUACAUAUUUGUUCAAAUUGCGAAGGCGGUGCUGAGACUUUCAGGACACCAAUCCAGAUUGCAGCUGAAUACAGUAACUGGGAAGCCGUUCAGCUUCUCUUAGAAUCUGGGGCAGAAGUCAAUGCAUCGUUAUCAACAUGCUGCGAGGAAGAGCUCAAAGAUGAACUAUCAUAUCCGGAUUAUGAGUAUGAUGAGGAUGAUUGGGUUUAUUUCUAUCCUAUCCCUGUUUUUACUCCAUUGCAAGCAGCAGUCAAGGCAGGGGAGAUGGCCAUGGUUCGUUUGCUUCUUAGCGUCGGUGCCCAUAUCGAUGCCAGAUCGCGGAACGACUACGGGUUUACUGCACUUCAGAUUGCAGUACUAACUGGAAAUAAAAGACUAGUUCUCCUUUUGCUACGGAAAGGGGCUGAUAUCAAUGCUCCAGCUGGGCCGUAUAAUGGCCUGACUGCUCUUCAGGCUGCUGCAAUGGGGUCGAACAACAACGAGUUGCUGACUCUCUUGAUCAAUUCUGGAGCUGGUGUUAAUUUGCCCGCUAGUAAGAGGAGAGGCAUGACUGCAUUACAGGCUGCGGUGCGAGCAAGAAAUAUUGAAGCAGUUAAUAUAUUGAUAGAUGCUGGAGCAGAUGUCAAUGCGAGACCUAGCGACGUCGGUGGAAAAACUGCUCUGCAGACUGCUGCAUCUAUGGAUAAUAACACAGAGAUGGUGAAGACAUUACUGAAAGCCGGAGCAGAUAUUAAUGAUGUACCAGGCCUCUUUGACAGGAAAGAGACAGUCCAACUGCUUCUCAAAGCUGGAGCGACUGUUGAUCUUCCAGCUCACCUGUCAAGCCACUCACCUCUCUUACAGGCAGCCAAAAGUGACAACAUCGAAAUUGCAAAGCUUCUUCUUUCAGCAGAAGCUGAUCCUAAUGUUCCCGCUAGCUACAAUAACCCACUGACUCCUCUACAAGAAGCUGCACACAAAGGCAACAUUACCUUGGUUGAGCUACUUUUAAGCUACGGUGCGGAUGUCAACACUCCCGCAUUCCUAUCUGAAGGUAGAACAUGUCUGCAGGCGGCGGCAGAAGGUGGUUCUUUGUCGGUAGUAAAAGCGCUAUAUCGGGCUGGAGCUGACCCUAAUUUGCCGCCAGCGAGGAUCUUUGGAGUUACAGCUCUUGAAGCCGCAGUGGAGAAGAAAAACUUCGAAAUCGUCAAAUUCCUACUUGAGAAUGGCUCUACAUUAUCCGUCGCAAAUCAUGAGAGGAAUAUACUCAGUCUAGCAGUACGGACUUGGACUAUCGACGAAGAUCUGAUCAAAAUUUUGAUUAAGGCCGGGGCAGAUGUUAAUCCAACUAGGAUCGAUAUGGCUUCGGGUAUUCCCGCCGGUCGUGUCCUUCUUCAGGACGCUGCCGAACGAGCUAGCUAUAGCCUUGUACAGACAAUUCUAAGCGCGGGUGCAGAUGUUAACUUCCGGUCAUGCUCUAAAUAUGGCCCCGUUACCGCGAUCCAAGCCGCGGUAAGAAGCAGAAAUAUCGAUAUUGUACAAGCACUUCUUGAUCGUGGUGCCAAUAUCAAUGCGCCGGCUAAUGAAUCUUAUCCUGGGUUCACUGCUCUUCAGGAGGCAGUGUCAAGCGGAAACUUGGAUAUUGUUCGGCUUCUCUUAGACAAUAAUGCUGACGUCAACGCCCCCCCAAGCCCUACUCAUGGAAGGACUGCGCUGCAAGCAGCAGCGAGUAAUGGAAACGUUCGGCUUAUCAAGAUUCUUCUCCAACGUGGCGCAGAGGUGAAUGCCCCUGCUGCUUUAGACAGCGGAGUUACGGCACUCCAAGGUGCAGCAAUUGCGGGAAACAUUAGGAUUGUCAUGAUGUUGCUUGCCGCAGGUGCUGAUAUCAAUGGUGCACCGGCUAUAAAGAAUGGCCGUACAGCUAUUGAAGGGGCAGCAGAAAACGGCAGGUUGGAUACACUGCACUUAUUGUUGAACCACCAUCCGGAUACUGAAGACUUGGAGCUUAAGCGAACGAGGGCUUCGAAAUUGGCCUUUAAACAUGGACAUUUUGCAAUUAGCAGAUUCAUAAAGGCCUAUAGGAAAAACUAG